AUGUAAAUUAAAGAAAAUUUAUAUAAUUGGCUUUGUCAAUUAAGGGUGCUGCCAUAGGAUGGAAAGAAAUAUGCAGAUAAAGUAGAAAUCAGCAAAACUAGUUUGGGAUAGCUAGAGAAUGGAAUAGCAUUUGGUUAAUUGUUAAAAGAAAUUGUGAAGUUACGAAAUAGGUUGGUUUAUUAAGAUUUAAAAGGCCUUCCACUCCUUUAGCUAAAUUAGAUACACUUAAAGACAAUUAAUAAAAAUCAUCGCUGCUAUAUAAUUGGAAAAUACUUUGUGAAGAGUAUUAGAAAGUUGACAUUAUGAUUGAUUAGGAUACAAAAGCAUUAAUAUUGGGAGGUGACAAAGAAAUGAUUCAUUAAUUACUUUUAGAGAUUUAUGAGAAGAAUUUUAAAGGAUAAUAAAAAUCUCUCAUACUUGAUGAUUCUUAAUUGAGUUUAGAUGGUGCAACUAAAAUUUUGGCUACUAAUAAAAUUUCAUAAGGUAAACUGAAAUAAAUAAUGUAGCAAAUUAGUAGGUAGAUCUAUCUAAAUUGGAUCCUAAGAAGGAUUUAAAUAAGACUUAAAAUUGUUUAGAAUUCUUUAUUGUUGCUCUAGCAAAGAAUUUAUAAUUAACAAUAAAAUAGGCAGCAUCUCUCUUUACAAAUAAUAAUAAAUAUUUAGCUCAUAUUUUAGCUAAAGGUGUUAAAGGAGUAUUUGAACCUAUAGUAUCAUUCUAUAAAGAAACAUAUGCUAAUUCUAAUUAACUGAAUAAGUUAUUUAAUGAAGAUUCUACAAAGAAGUCAAUGAUUUUUGCAUUACAAGUAUAAUAAAAAUGAAUUUUUUUUAAGGCAUUAAAACCAGGUUUGAUUUCAAAAUCAUAUGAUGUAGUAUAUGAAGCAGUUAGACUUUUUACAAGAUUAGGUUCUUUAAUACCAGUUCAAUUAAUUAGAGAAUGGUUUUUAGAAAAUUAAGGUGGAUUACAUACAGCAUUGAUGGGAGCAAAAAGACAUCCAGAAUUAGUAAAAUUUUAGGUAGAAAUGAUUCUACAAUUUGGAAAAAACAAUUUUGUUGAAGUCUUUACAAAUGGAAUUAGAAAUGUAUUAUAAGAAACUAAAGAUUUUAUAAAUUCAAUAGAAUUGAUUUAUUUACCUUUAAGUUAGAAUUAAGAAUUAGUAUCAACAGGCAUUCUUAAUGAUUGGGUUACUUAAGCUAUUGGAAUAGCAGAAAAUGAAUUUAAAAAUACAAUUGAUACAAGAAUAUCAUCACUUAAUUUUUUAACUGAAGUAUUAAGGAAUUCAAAAUUAGAUGAAUCUCUUUCUAAUACUAUAAUUGCAUUAUUAAAAAAAGGUAGUAGAGAUAAAUCUCAAUCUCUAUCAUUACUUUGUUUGAAUCAUCUAUUUAAAUUAUUAAAUGAAUUUAGCAUACAAAAGAAUAAUCAAGCUCCAUUAAUAUAUAAAAAGUAUAUAAAAUUAAGAAAUAUUUUUUAGUUUGACUUUAGCUUUGGUAGAGAAUCAUGAUAAUUAAUAAAUAAGGGAAUUUAUUUUAAAUAAUUUUAUAUAGAUAUUUUCAACAUUGGAAUCUAUUCCAAUAAAUUUAGUUUUGGAGAAUAUGAUAAAAUAAUUAUAAACAUCUGAGGGAGUCACUUAUAUUCUUAACAUAUUUGAUAUGCAAUUUUUUAUGAUUAUGUCAAAUAUGAAUAUUGGAAUUAAAAAUGCUAUUCAGCUUCUUGAUUUUUUAGCCAAAAUAUUUCUAAAUAAUUUAGUGUUUUAAAGUUUAUCCUAUGAAAUAAUUGUUAAUAUAUUAUCGAAGAAUAUUGAAAAUUAGACUAUGUAAGAGUUUAUCUUAAAAUUUGUUAAAAUAGCUUUAGCUAUGUUUUUUUCAUCUGAGAAAAAAAAAUAAGGAAAAGAUCCUAUUAGUGCUUAAAAGAGAAAUUAGAUAAUAGAAAUAAUAAAGACUAUAGUUCAAUUUUAAUAAUAAUAGAUGAAUGAAAAAAUUAAACCUUUAGUUGCACAUACAAAUAUAUAGGUGAAAUAGCAUAGUAAGAGAAAUUCAAAAGGAUUAAUGACUAUAUUGGAACUAUUUGGGAAUGCUGAAAAAAUAUUAGAAUAAUAUGAAAUAGAAUAUAGAGAACAAUAGAUAAAUAAAUUGUAAGGUGCCCUUGAUGAUGAAGAUUAAAUUAUACCAUAUAAUUAAAAAUCAAUAGGAUCAAUAAAAAUAUCAAAAGAAGAUUAAUAUAAUUUAGCUUCUUUAAAAACUACAAGGGCAGAUCCAAAAAUUUUGGAAAAACUUGAGAUAAUAAAAAAGUAAUUUGAUGAAAAGGUAAUUUAAGAAGCUUAAAAAGUUGAAAAUUAUAAAGAAGCUUAAUUAAAAUAAAAAAAUAAUCUUCGUAAAUAAUUAGAAUAGAGAUCAGUAGAAUAAGGUGUUUCGAUAAUAAAAGAUAGGGAGACAAAUUUAAUAUUUAAGGAAGGAUCUAAAGGUGCAGCUCCUGUAAAUAAACAUGGAUUAACUGAAUAUGAAAUUUGGGAUCUAUAAUUUGAAGAAGAUAGAGAAAGAUAUUUAGUAGAAUAACUUUUUAGAAGAUAUCAUAAAAUAUUCAAAUACAUAUUUUUUAAAUAUGCAAAUUCAGGGAGUAAGAUUGGAAAGCCUAAAGAUUUUGAUGAACUAAAAGAUCAAUCAGAUAUAAUAAAUGAAGCAGAAGUUUGGGCAUUUCUUAAAGAUUAUGAAUUAGUGUUUAAUGUUUCAAAAGAAUAAGUUAAAGCAUUAUUAAGAUCAAUAGCAAUUUAAUUAAUGAAAAGUAAAAAUGAAUUGACUAAUUUUAAUUAUGAUGGAUUUAAACAUAUUAUUACAUAAUAUGCUUGUAUUAUAUUUACAAAGAAGAAUAGAUAUGUUUAACCUCAUGUUUGUGUUGAAUUAAUGCUUUAAAAAAUGUAAUAAGUAACUGCCAAUAAAGGACAGAAUACACAAUUAUAUGAUGAUCCUGAUAAUAUGUAUUUUGCUUAAAAGGAAGUUAUAAAAGAAUUUAAUAGAAAAUUGGCUGAAGAUUCAAAAUAUGUUCUUCCAGAGGGAUAUAAAAGUUAGAAAGAAGAGAUAAUUAAAUUUUAUCAUGUUUUUGAAAUUUAAGAUGAAAAUACAAUUGCUUAUUAAAUUUUAGAUGAGAUAGUUUUUAAUGUAUGUAAAUGUCAUCUUAUUGAACCUUUAACAGCUAAAGAGUUUUAAAUUAUUUGUAGACCAAAUAUUUUAGGAUAUGUAGAAUCUAAAGUUAAAUAAAAUUUAGAAAAAGAUCAUUAUAUGGAAUAGAAAAAUAAAUUAUUAAAGAAAUCUGAAAUUGUAGCUUAAUCAUAACCUAUUUUACCUUAGUAGACUAAAAGAAAUUUAGAAAUUGAACCAUUUAGAUAAUAUAGUUUGGGUAUUAAAUUAGAACUUGCUAAAAUACCAUUUAAUCAAGCUAAAUAAAGAUUUAUUAUGGAAUAAGUUGCUGAUGUAUUAGAAGAUUUAAUUUUUGCUGUUGAAAAUAAUUAAAAAACUAUUACUAGAAAAUGGAAUAUUGUAAAUAAAGUAUAAAAAGAUAAGCAGGAUGAAAAAAAGAAAGAAGAAGAAGAUAAUAAAAAAAGAAAUGAAAAAAUAUAAAAAAAUCAUGAAGAAGCCAAAGCCAGAUUAGAAAUUAUGAAAAAAGAAAAAUAAGAUAAAUAAAAAGCAGAAGAAAUUGAAAAAGCAUCAAAAAAGGAUCCUAAAAAAAUUAAAUAGGAAGAAAAAUAAAAAGAAUAAGAGGCAUACUUAAAAUAAUAAAAAGAAAAAAUUGCUUAAAAAUAAAAAGAAGAAGAAUAAGAAAGGUUAAAAAGAGAACUUUUAGAAAAAAAACAAAGAGCAGAAGAAAUUUAAAAGAAAAAAGAAGAAUUCAAAUUAUUUAACGAAAAAAAAAUUCAAUAAUAUGGAGAAAUAUUUAAGGCAGAAUAAACGAAACUCAAAAUGGCUAUGGAAGAAAGAAAGAAAUAAGAUGCAGAAUAUUAAAAAAUGCAUGAAACUAUAUAUAAAAAUAUUGAAAAAAAAGGAGAACAAAUUAAAAUUAAAGAAAAAGCUACAAGUGAAUUAAUACAAAAAUUGUUUAGAAAUCAAAUAUACUAAAAUAUAUUCACUACCAACAAUUUUAAAUUAAGUUAUCUUUAUGAACUAUUAUAAUUAGAAUAUUAUAAAUCUAUAGAAAUGAUAGAUUUUAAAGAAAUACCAUUAAAAUUAUGGAUGUGGUUUGGAGAUAGAUUUAGAAUGUAUCCAGAUAUAAUAACAUAAGUAGACUUUAUUCGUGUCUUUAAUGCUAUUACUUAUAGAUAGAAUGAUAUUUAAGCUUCUUUAGAUUAUGUGGAAUUUUUAGAAGCACUUUUUAGAAUUAGCAUUAAAGGAUAUUAAUUCUUUAAUAAACUUGCUAAAAGUAUCAAAGAACCAAAGACUUAAAGAUAAGAAGAUGAAGAUAUGUAAAUUUAAGAAUCACCUCCUUUAUCUGUUAAACGAACUUAAUAAACAAAAGAAUUUAUGUUAAACAGAAUUAAAGAAGUAUAAAAUGAAUAAGAAAAAAGACUUGAAGCUGCUUAAAAGGAAUUAGAGGAAAAGAAAAAGAUGGAAAAAGAAGCUUUAAUAUUAGAUAAUUAUUAAGCUCUUAAUGAUAUCAUUGGAACUGAUAAUACAUCAGGUUAGAAUUUUAAUGAAUAAACACUUGAAGCUCUCAUUACAUAUCUAGCAUUACCUAAUGAUAAAACAGGAAUUGAAUUAAGAUUUAGAUACUUAAUGGAAAUCGAAGCAAAGAAGAAACCUACAAAAGUUAGGAAAUAAGGUAAUUUUAAAUAUUAAUUAUUAGAGGCAUCUAAGAAAUUAGAUGAAGAUGUUACUUAAUGGAAAGAACAUAAAGUAGUUGAAUAAAAUAGAUAACCAAUAUUAUCAAGUAUUAUUGUAUAUUUUUAUUUAGAAAAAACAAAUAAAUUAAAAUAAAAUCAAAAACCUGAAGAAAUAUAAGAACCUAUUUUACCUUAAAAUGAAAAUAACGAUUUAUAAUAAGAAUAAUAAUAAUAAUAAGAUAGUUGA
Molecule: messenger RNA, 5051 nt
Organism: Paramecium sonneborni
Lineage: Eukaryota; Ciliophora; Oligohymenophorea; Peniculida; Parameciidae
Source: the annotation of a GenBank genome assembly